AUGCUCUUGAUCCACGUAAUAAGCCAUACAAAGCUUUCUGAUUACUAUUAUCAUGCAGAUUUCCUGUCUGAGGCUGCUCUUGAAGAAAAUCCUUAUUUCCGGUUGAAGAAAGUCGUGAAAUGGUAUUUGUCAGGCUUCUAUAAAAAGCCAAAGGGACUGAAGAAACCUUAUAAUCCUAUACUUGGUGAGACUUUCCGUUGUUUGUGGAUUCAUCCCAGAACAAACAGCAAAACCUUUUAUAUUGCUGAAUAGGUGUCCCAUCAUCCACCGAUAUCUGCCUUUUAUGUUAGUAACCGAAAGGAUGGAUUUUGCCUUAGUGGCAGUAUCCUUGCUAAGUCCAAGUUCUAUGGAAACUCGUUGUCUGCAAUAUUGGAAGGAGAAGCACGGUUAACUUUCUUGAACAGAGGUGAAGAUUAUGUAAUGACAAUGCCAUAUGCUCACUGUAAAGGAAUUCUUUAUGGCACCAUGACACUGGAGCUUGGUGGAACUGUCAAUAUUACAUGUCAGAAAACUGGAUAUAGUGCAGUACUUGAAUUCAAACUAAAGCCAUUUCUAGGUAGUAGUGACUAUGUUAACCAAAUAUCAGGGAAACUUAAAUUGGGAAAAGAAGUCCUAGCUACUUUGGAAGGCCAUUGGGAUAGUGAAGUUUUUAUUAAUGAAAAGAAGACUGAUAGUUCAGAAGUAUUCUGGAACCCAACACCAGACAUUAAGCAGAGAAGACUAAUAAGAUACACAGUAAAGUUCGAAGAACAAGGAGAAUUUGAAUCAGAAAAACUCUGGCAACGGGUGACUCGAGCCAUAAAUGCCAAAGACCAAACAGAAGCCACUCAAGAAAAGUAUGUUUUGGAAGAAGCUCAGAGACAAUCUGCCAGAGACCGGAAGACUAAGAAUAUAGAGUGGAGCUGCAAAUUAUUUGAACUUGAUUCACUCACAGGCGAAUGGCAUUACAAGUUUGCAGAUACUCGCCCGUGGGACCCACUUAAUGAUAUGAUACAGUUUGAAAAAGAUGGUGUUAUCCAGACCAAAGUGAAACACCGCACCCCCAUGGUUAGUGUCCCCAAAAUGAAACAUAAGCCAACCAGGCAACAGAAAAAAGUGGCAAAAGGCUAUUCAUCCCCAGAACCUGAUAUCCAGGAUUCGUCUGGAAGUGAAGCUCAAUCAGUCAAACCAAGUACAAGAAGAAAGAAAGGCAUAGAACUUGGAGAUAUUCAAAAUUCAAUUGAGUCUAUAAAACAAACGCAGGAAGAAAUUAAAAGAAGUGUUAUGGUUCUUCGAAAUCACUUUACUUCAAGUACACCUGCCACGGAUUAUUUCCUGCAGCAAAAAGACUAUUUCAUCAUAUUCCUCCUGAUUUUGCUUCAAGUCAUAAUAAACUUCAUGUUUAAGUAGAAGUUCUUUACAGUGGACUUGAUGAGCUAGGUCUGGACUGGGACCAAUGUUCAAGCUGGUCGAUCUUUAUUAGAACAUCACAUUAUUUCUAAAACAAAAACCUUAGGAGUCUUUAUAGAGGUUUUGAAUUUUCAUGCCUUUCACCUUAACCGAAAUCAAGAUCUGUUCUCUUUAGUUAUUCAAGUGAGCUAUAUGUUAAGUGCCAGAAAUUUCCAGCUUUUGUGAGACUGUGUCUACAUGUGAUUAUAAUAAAUUCACAUGUACAAACACACACACAAAAAAAAA
Molecule: messenger RNA, 1674 nt
Organism: Suncus etruscus (white-toothed pygmy shrew)
Lineage: Eukaryota; Metazoa; Chordata; Mammalia; Eulipotyphla; Soricidae
Product: oxysterol-binding protein-related protein 8-like
Exons: 2
Cellular component (GO): membrane; intracellular membrane-bounded organelle; cytosol
Molecular function (GO): cholesterol binding
Source: RefSeq, a predicted model, not a curated record